Messenger RNA from Bombyx mori (domestic silkworm), 1223 nucleotides. Its product is annotated as protein cereblon. The coding region runs from base 268 to 777 and encodes 169 amino acids. The record is from RefSeq and is a predicted model, not a curated record. The transcript has 4 exons. NCBI's taxonomy places the organism in Eukaryota, Metazoa, Arthropoda, Insecta, Lepidoptera, Bombycidae.
ACCACUGCAUAGAUAAUGCACUUACUUUUUACUGAGAUUAUAUUUCAUCCCAUAUCAUCUCAUUUCAUAUCAUUUGAUUUCAUCCCAGUUGAUUAAUGUCUCAAAUUAAUCAUCACCUUCAUUUCAUUUCACUCCAUAAUAUCAUUUUUAAUAAAAAUAUGAAUUUAAAUUAAAAUAAGACAUGACUUAAAGGUCUCAGUUACCAGGUCAUAAAAUCCCAUAAAAAAAAUGCACUUACUCUAAAAAAAGAAAUAUGAGUUUAGAGUGAUGAUUGCUAUUUUAUUUAUAUUAAUUAACCUAUCUCUGAAUAUAACAGCUUCAUUAAACGCUGUGGCUGUUAUUUCUUCUAAUUACUCUAACGAAACUGUUGAUGAUUACGAUAAAAUAUUAUGUCGUGGUUGCGGUAUUGAUCUCGCUUCAUCACAGAAUAUCAUUUCUAAGUUGAGCCCUUCUUCACAGCAGUCAUUUCUUGAUACGUUGUUUAAUACAGAAAAUGUCUUAAUUCAAAUACUCCUAAGUGAAUUCUUCUUUAAUUUUCCUGUUAUAACCACUACACAUUCAAGUUGUGUUGGCGUUGGGGAGUGGGAGGACAGUGAAAAUUGGUUUCCUGAUUAUCAGUGGAAGCCUUGUGUUUGUUCAGAAUGCGGAACCUACGUUGGUUGGGUUUUUAAGCCUAUUGAUUUAGACAUAAGUGAUACAGAUACAUUUUUUGUUCUUAUUCUGACGAACAUAAUCAGUGAAACUUUUCUUGAUUCCACAAUAAUAUAUCCUAAAUAAAUAAAUAAGCAAUGGCAUCCGAAACCUUAUCUGAAGCUGACAAAGAAUUUCUAGAAACAUGUGAAGAGGAGUUAAAAGAUAGAUAUACAGAAAAUGAUGAAGAAUUUAUGAAAGUAUUUAAUGCAGAGCCUUCCGUUCCUCCGAUCGUAGAUCCGUGGUGGGUACCCAAUUCCAGAAGGAACGAUCGCCGUCACAGCAGGCGUAGCCAUCCGUAUGAAAGACCUAGUAACAGGGGCGGAAGAUAUCAAAACAGAGAUGAUUCUGGACGUGGUUACAAUGAUUAUAGCAGAGAGCAAGGAGGGUACGGCAGUCAACGAAGAAGAUAUUAUUAGGAUGAAGCUAAAUCUGUAACAUAUACUUCUGUUUAUAAUGUGCCUUCUAAGAAGUAUGGUCACAAUAAUUUUACUUUUAAUGAUGUUAAAUAAAACACAACUUAUUUUUCAAAA